AUGCACGGUGUGCUGGCGCCCGGUCUGACGGAAUGGAAGCUACCAACAGGCUGCGGUUACCGGGAGUACUGCUGGCGCUACGGAGAGCCGGGGUGGCCACUCUGCCUUCCAGGGAGGCAGGUCGGGCAGUUUGCCGUCACUCCUUCCGAACUGCUGCACGUUGUAGCCGAGCAGGCUAAGAGAAAACGCAAAGAGUUCACAAAUCCAGUCGCUCAAGCCUGA
Messenger RNA from Akanthomyces muscarius, 222 nucleotides. RefSeq lists its product as uncharacterized. The coding region runs from base 1 to 222 and encodes 73 amino acids. The record is from RefSeq and is a predicted model, not a curated record. The transcript has 3 exons. Lineage: Eukaryota; Fungi; Ascomycota; Sordariomycetes; Hypocreales; Cordycipitaceae.